Messenger RNA from Aethina tumida (small hive beetle), 1175 nucleotides. It is a transcript of the gene Ogg1, whose product is annotated as N-glycosylase/DNA lyase. Lineage: Eukaryota; Metazoa; Arthropoda; Insecta; Coleoptera; Nitidulidae. Gene Ontology annotation, biological process: base-excision repair, AP site formation; base-excision repair; nucleotide-excision repair. The coding region runs from base 138 to 1154 and encodes 338 amino acids. Gene Ontology annotation, molecular function: damaged DNA binding; 8-oxo-7,8-dihydroguanine DNA N-glycosylase activity. The record is from RefSeq and is a predicted model, not a curated record. Gene Ontology annotation, cellular component: nucleus. The transcript is spliced from 5 exons.
UAAAUGUCAAACGUAAAUGUGGCAAACUAAACAAAAAUUAAGCACAAUAAACUUGUCAGUUAUAUUUCAUUAUUAACGUUGUAAUACAGGAAUAUUUGACAAACAUUCCUUAAUUUUAAUAUACAUUUAAGUGGUGUAUGAAACAUAGGUGUUUUGAUAUUAGCAGAUUUUCUACCAUGAGUGAUUCUUGGAAAAGAUUAUUAUGUAAAAGCAAUGAGCUUCAACUUACAGGAACUCUCAAUGGUGGACAAAGUUUUCGGUGGAAAUCAAGAGUAUCUGAAGGAACAGAGGAAUGGAUUGGAGUAUUCAAAAACUUACUGUGGAUUUUAAAACAAGAAGAUGAUUGUAUACUUUACAAAGUUUAUGGAAAAGAAAGUGAUUGUGAUCAGGAUUGUGAAAAAUUAUUAAAGGAUUAUUUGCGACUGGAUUUGAAUCUUGAAAUGUAUUAUCAACAAUGGUCAGAAAAGGAUAACUAUUUCAAAGAUGCAGCAAAGAAGUUUUAUGGGAUUAGAUUACUAAAUCAAGAUGUUACUGAAAACAUAUUUUCCUUCAUUUGUUCUUCCAACAAUCACAUUACUCGAAUUUCAAGUAUGGUGGAGAAAAUGGCUAAAUUUUAUGGUCAUAAAAUUUAUGAACUAGAUGAUGAAACUUAUUAUAGUUUUCCUGAAGCAGAAGUUUUAGCGAAUGAGGAUGUAGAAUAUAGAUUGCGUGACAAUGGCUUUGGGUAUAGGUCCAAAUAUAUCUGUAAGUCGGCCCAAACUAUUAUGGAAAAUGGAGGUAAAUCCUGGUUGGAAGCAUUGAAGAAAAUGGAAUACCCUGAAGCUAAAAGUAAAUUAAUGACACUUCCUGGAGUAGGAGCCAAGGUAGCUGAUUGCAUUUGCUUAAUGUCUUUGGGACAUCUACAAGCUAUACCAGUAGAUACACAUGUAUAUCAAAUAGCCAGACGGAUAUACAUGCCAAAAUUGCCCCAACAAAAAACUAUAACUUCCAAAGUUUAUGAAGAAAUUGGAGAAUAUUUUCGUGGAUUGUACGGACCGUUGGCUGGUUGGGCCCAUACGGUUCUGUUUUGUGCUGAUCUCAAAAAAUUUCAAGAAUACAAUAGCAAAUAUAAUGAAAAUUCUGCACCAAACAAGAAACAAAAAAUGAAUUACUGAAUAAACUUUUUUAAAUGGAAA